Messenger RNA from Humulus lupulus (European hop), 2508 nucleotides. Its product is annotated as pentatricopeptide repeat-containing protein At1g73400, mitochondrial. Bases 334 to 2091 code for a protein of 585 amino acids. Lineage: Eukaryota; Viridiplantae; Streptophyta; Magnoliopsida; Rosales; Cannabaceae. Gene Ontology annotation, molecular function: protein binding. The record is from RefSeq and is a predicted model, not a curated record. The transcript has 3 exons.
CUACAAAACUAAAAUGAAACACUCUUUUCACAAUUUCUCUCUACCCAAAUCGCUUCAACCAAAAACUUUGAAAACAUAAUCACUUCAUUCUUUUCUUCUAUUCACAGUGAGUGCACACUCUCGCCUUCUCUGAUCAAAGUCUCAGCCCAUUUCUAAUUUUCCGUCCAUCGCCGUUAGCUUGUCCAUCUUCCCGCAGCUUGGUGGUUUUCCGUCCAGUCACAGCCAAAAGCUAGGUGUUUUACUCCAUUAUUGCGUUUCCACACUUGGGGAUUGUCAAUAAUAUACUAGUUUUACAAGUUUUCAAAUUGUGAACCUAUCAGCCACAUCUCAACAAUGGAUCCUCCAAAGUGGAAAAAUAUCAUUAUAAUGCGUCACUAUUUUGGAUUUUCUUCUUCUUCAAUUGGUUCCAACACUAGAGGCCUCUCUUCAACCGUUGAUGCUAUUCUUACAGGUUUGAGUAGUUCAACUAUCAGACCCACAAAUUAUUUUCCCAAUUUUACAGUUUUUCCAUAUUUAUGCUUCGGUUUAGUUCGUCGAUGGAGUUCCUCCAAUGCUUUUGUUGCGUAUAGGGUCCCUAAGCGCUUCUUUUGUUCAGAAGUUGUUAGAUCGGAUGAGUCUUUUAUUUCUGAUCGUACUGAUUUCGAAGUGAAUUGUGAAGAAAGCAAUGCAGAAAAGUUGUAUAGGACUAUUAUGGAUAAUUCAUUUGCAUAUUCUAACAUGGAGGAAGCUUUGGACCGUGUUGGUUUUGGUUUGUCCACUGAAUUGGUUGCCCAGAUUCUCCAAAGGCUGCGUUUUGAGGAGAAACUAGCAUUUAGAUUUUUCACUUGGGCUGGUCACCAAGAAAACUAUGCUCAUGAACCUAGUGUGUUUAAUGAAAUGAUUGACAUACUGUCUACUACAAAAUACAAGAUAAAACAGUUUCAAAUUGUUUGUGAUAUGCUGGAUUAUAUGAAAAGGCAUAACAAGAACAAUGUUCCUGUUGAGGUUCUCUUGACAAUUUUGAGGCAGUAUUGUGAAAAGUAUUUGACCCAUGUGCAUAAAUUCGCAAAGAAAAAGAGGAUUAGAGUGAAAACUCAGCCAGAGAUCAAUGCCUUUAACUUGCUACUUGAUGCUUUAUGCAAAUGCAGUUUGGUUGUGGAUGCUGAAGGGAUGUUUAAGAGAGUGAAGAGAAAAGUUAAGCCUGAUGCUAAUACCUAUAACAUUUUGUUUUUCGGGUGGUGUAGAGUUCGAAAUCCAAAAAGAGCAAUGAAGGUACUAGAAGAGAUGAUUGAAAUGGGUCUUACACCUGAUAAUUUUACAUAUAGUGCUGCCAUUGAUUCUUUCUGCAGAGCAGGGAUGGUAACUGAUGCAGUUGAGCUUUUUGAAUUCAUGAGAUUAAGUGGUUCUACCUUGUCUUCUCCCACUGCCAAAAAUUAUGUGAUCAUGAUUGUGGCUCUUAUCAAGAAUGAUAGAAUGGAAGAGUGCUUCAAAUAUCUGGAACAUAUGAUAAGUAGCGGUUGCCUUCCCGACGUUACAACAUACAAGGAAUUGAUUGAAGGGAUGUGUAUGGCUGGAAAAGUUGAUGUCGCAUACAAAUUCCUUCAACAGAUGGGGAGCAAAGGUUACCCUCCUGAUAUUGUAACUUACAAUUGUUUUCUUAAGGUCCUGUGUGACAAUAAACAUAGUGAUGAAGCACUUAGACUCUUUGGCAUAAUGGUUGAGGCAGGUUGUAUGCCAAGUGUGCAGACAUAUAAUAUGUUGAUUUCCAUGUAUUUUGAGAUGGGUGAUCCAGAUGGGGCAACUGAGACUUGGCACAAGAUGGAUAAAAAUGGUUGUGCUCAAGACAUUGAUUCUUACUGUGUGAUGAUUGAAGGGCUUUUUGGUUGCAAUAAAGUUGAAGAAGCAUGUUGCCUUUUGGAAGAAGUGGUAAACAGGAGAAUGAAAUUGCCUUAUAGGAAGUUUGACAUUUUUCUGACACAACUUUCUAACCUUGGUGAUCUGCGGGCUAUCCAUAGGCUUUCAGAACAUAUGAGGCAGUUCUACAACCCCGCUAUGGCUAGGCGUUUUGCACUGAACGAGAAGCGAAAAAACACGAGUUUGAGAGGGAAGUAAUGGGAUUUGAGGCCAGGUUAUUAUUAAGUGCUUUGGUUUGUCCAAUUCCUGCAUGCUAGUGCAGUCUGGGGAGCCUUAAUUUGAAAGCACUAAUGGAUCAUCACCCUCUUUAUCAUUCAGGGAAAUUCUGAAAUAUGUGCAUGAAUUCUUUAGAAUGAUCUCCGUGGAGCUUUAUUAACCUUGCCACUCCUGUGAUUUAUUCAUGCUCAUUUUUUGUUGUUGAAUCUCAUAAUUUGUCUCAGAUCUAAUUUCAGUUUUAAAAUCAUUUGGGCUGGAUGUCCUAAUUGAGAUCCUAUUUUAGUGCAAAAUAUAGCAGAAUUAAGUAGCAAGAAAGAACAUGUAUAUUCAUGUACAAAAUCUUUUUGGAUUAAAUAUAUCGUUUAGUCUAUUGCUUGUAAUAUUAUUUUUUAUUUGUUA